CUGAUGAAAGUAAUAUUUAUUUAUAUUAAAAAUAGUAUAUGAAAGCGGCGAAUUCUUAAGUGCAGUGAACAAAAUAUACAAUAAUUUGUUUUAUAACAAGAGAAUACCAAUGUACGAUAACCAAGUGUAGUACUGCGAGUCGGUUUUUUGUUUUGUUAUUAUUCCGCGGUUCUUGUUUUGCAUUCAUAUCUGAGUAUCUCCUCCUUUGUAUCUUGUAUCUAGACAAUUCACAUCAUCCGUGUUUGACGUUUUCUUGUAAAUGUCAAUAAAGUGAAAUUGUAAAAAAUAAACGAUAAGUGCAAAAGACUUUAAAAUAGAAAUUAACAAAUAACACCAGGAUCACGGUUUGCCUCCUGAUUGGCGCAAAUGUGCUAAAAGUUGAUGAAAACAAUUUUUCCUUGGACGAAAGAAAAUAAGAGCCGACAUUGUCAUCUGAGAAAAAAUCGAUAUAAAUUAAAUAUUUUCCCAACCACUACUAUUGUGGUUAGGAAUUUCAGUAAUGGAUGACGAGUUUAAACUGUGCUGGAAGAAUUUCCAGGAUAAUAUAGCCAGUGGAUUUCAGAAUUUAUAUGAUCGUGGAGAUUUGGUUGAUGUUACAUUAGCUUGUGAUGGAAAAUUGUUGCAUGCGCAUAAAAUUGUACUUGCAAUUUGCAGUCCAUAUUUUCAAGAAAUUUUCAUAACCAAUCCCUGCAAGCACCCAAUAAUUAUACUAAAAGAUGUCACCUUCAAUAUUAUGUGCGAAUUACUGGAAUUCAUGUACCAGGGUGUGGUGAAUGUCAAGCACACGGAAUUACAGUCUUUCAUGAAAAUUGGUCAAUUGCUACAAAUCAAAGGUCUUGCCACAAAUGCCUCAUCAGCAGCAGGUAAUACAACGACGGAUAAAUCUGCCAGUCAAACACACAAUGCUGAUGAAGCGAGCAACGCAUGCGUAGAUGCUGAUAAUAAUGGUAGUGGGACCGCAGCAAAAACAGGUUUAAACCGUGCGGCCAGUGGAAAUGAUGAUGCGAAUGGCACUGAUGGGCUAUCAAGUGUGAAAGUGUCCAAUCCUAUUUCGGUGAAAUCUCAUUCACCCGCAUCGUCACCAUCACCUAUGAGUUUUGCCGAAUCAACUGCUAAUGCUAAUCAGCAAAACUUCAAAAGCUCACCGGAGAGUAAUUUACCGUUGCAUCCGAAUUAUCAUGCGGCUUCAAGUCUCAAGCGGCAUGCAGAUUUAAAUAAUGACGCCCUUUCGAUUUACUCGCGUAAACAAUUCCGUCGCUCGAUAGCUUCAGCCGAUCACAAUACCGAUCAUAGUGACAGUGCCGAUGCGGAUGCUGAAUCUGAUUAUUUCCUACCGUCUCUUCCACAUUUAGCUUCUAACUCAUCGGCUGCGGCGGCAGCUGCGGCUUUUAGAGGCAGCUUUAAUCCUGCUGCCUUCGGGUUUGAUUACAAUUUAUACAAAAAUAGCAGUGCUGGCGGUGCAAGCGGCGUUGGCGGUGCUUGUGGUGGCAACACGCCUGGUGGUGGUAGUAGUGGCCCAGAGUAUCCAAAUGAUUUGCAUAUUCCCAGUGACUAUUCAAAGAACUUCGCAAACCAUGUUGAUAUUCCACCAAACAGCAGCAAUGUGGUGAUGCUCUCAUCGACGUCACUGUUGCACGGUAGCUGCGUCUUUAAUCGCAACAACACCGUAGCCACACAGCAAGGUAUGAAAACGUAUUGGCUCUGCAAGUCCUAUCGCAUAAGCAUGUGCCGAGCGCGCUGCAUAACCCAUCAAGGGCGCGUUAUAUCCGCAACUGGUGUUCAUAAUCAUCCGCCACAUAUGCGUGGAAGUGGUCCUGGUGGUGGCAUGAGCAACAAUGGAGGAGGCAACAGUAAUGCAAGCGGUAGUGGGAAUGGAGUAGGCUUUCCCAUCGAUGUUAAUGCACAGCAAUCAUCUUCUGUGGCAACCUCUAACACGUCAGCAAUAAAUUUGAACUCUAUUAAUAUCCCCGGUGUAUUGUUGCCAGGCGGUGGUAAUUCAGCAGCAAAUGUGAGUACCACCACUGGUGUACGACUACAUCAUACAACGGCAAGCGGUGCCAUUGGUACGACGAUGUAUCAACAACAUAAUUCUAUGCAUAAUUCCCCGGCGCAACAAUUGCAGCUGCACCAUCAGCAACAACAGCUGCAACAUCAGCAACAUCAAUUGCAUGCAGUGGGUGGUUCAUCGUCACCACCACCCGUGUCGGCGGGCUUGAUGGGCAACGCACAUCUACACGGACACUCUACUCCAUCGGCAACUAGUCUACUAAUGUCACAUCACUCGGCGCCUGACAAUGGCAGCAUGGCCGGCAACGUACAUCAUCAUCACCAUCACCAGCAUCAUACAAUUGGUGGCUCAGGAAACGGUGGCAUUGGCGGUGCCGGUGGAUCGCAAAAUUUGCACUCGAACAGCGUUAUACAGAAUAUAUUGCAUAGCGCGAAUGCAUCGAAUGCCAUGCACCAUCAUCACCAUACGCAAUUGCCACACAUGUCGCAUUUGUCGCAUCAUCAACAUCACCAACAACACGAACCCCAUUUGGAAAUAACACCACUGAUGCAAUCACCACCGCUGCCGCCGCCCCCACCGCUGCAUCUGCAAAGUCCAUCUAAUCAGAGUAAUCAGUCACAGCAUGGUAGCGGUGGUGCUAAUUCGCUUAGCUCGCCAAUAACAACAACACCAGCCUCCGUUCCCAGUGGUAGUGCGCUCAAAUCACCAGCGCGAACGAAUCUCAGCGACGAGGCGAUUUGUGCGUCUGAGGCGCAAUCCCAUUCAGCUCAUUCUACGCGUCUCAGUGAACAACAUCAACAUAUGCUGAGCCAUGGGACCACCUUAUCACCAUCUGAAAUAAAUUCAAACACCGCCGUAUCAUCCCAUUCAACAGAUGGAGCGAAUGAGUCACAACAUCAAGCGCAUGUCAUCGACUCCAUAACGAUAUCACCAGGGGAAGGACAUAGUUUCAAAAUGGAAGAUAUGUAACUGUUAAAAAAUUGUGUUAACAGAAAACGCUUUUAUGACUCAGCGUAUUGCGUUCGAAACGCACAGUCCAACUCCUUCCCUUUAUUAUAAUUAUUACAUACAUACAAGCCAAUGGAUAAAUUAAAAAUUUGUUAGUUUAAGUAAAAAAAUGUUUGCAAAUGUUGUAAAUAGUAUGAGAGAGAACGGUGAGUAAAAGAUGUAACAUGAAAAAUCACGUUGCCACGACACCCGGGUCUAUGUAACCGGAACCGGAAUUUUUAUCUGGCCAGGAUUGUCAACUCGCAACAUUUCUCCAUUUCUUCUGCACUACGCUAACAACAAUAACAAUGUAACGGUAAAACAAACGAUGUGUAGUUGGUAAGUGAAAAAUAUGCAGUCACGUCGGAAAGGAGUUCGUUGUGAAUUGCGGCUAUUUAGUGUGUAAUAAUAUUGAGACUUAAUAAUCAUACAUAAUUAAAUUAUAGAACUGUUAUAUAUAUUAUACUUAAAAGUCUGAAGGUUUCUAAAUUCAUAUAUCAUGAUAUAUAUAUGUAUGUAUGUAGGUUGAAUUGAGUUAGCAGCAAUACCUACCCUAUUUAAACAGAUGAGAAAUUAUUCAUUACAUCUAUUGAAAUCGGUUUUGUGCUUACAAUAACAAUAAUAUUUUAUUAGCUAUAGUUAUUUAAUUCAUAAAUCUCAAUUUAAAUAAGUAGAAAGUUUACAAAAUUUUAAGUUAAUGAAUUCGAAGGUUAUGUUAUUGUCGUCUAUAACAUCUGUAUGUACAUAUAUGUAUGUAUAUGGAUUAGAGCAGAAUUGCGUGUGCAUAAAUAUUUUACGGAUCGUUCUGAACAACUUUGCCUAAAUCCGGUUUCGAGACAGCGAUUUUUAAGAGAAGUAUAUGUGAUUUUAUAGAAAAUGCUUCUGAGGACCACAAAGGAAUUCGAAAAUGUUACCAUUAACGAAUUUUGGACUACAUCUCGUUUAAAGUUUUAUUCAAUUGAAAUUAAUGUUUUCCUAUACUUUUUUUUAAUUAAAAUAUAAAGUUUA
This is a messenger RNA of Bactrocera latifrons, 4003 nucleotides long. Its product is annotated as broad-complex core protein isoforms 1/2/3/4/5. Bases 500 to 2977 code for a protein of 825 amino acids. Gene Ontology annotation, biological process: regulation of transcription by RNA polymerase II. Gene Ontology annotation, cellular component: nucleus. The transcript has 3 exons. NCBI's taxonomy places the organism in Eukaryota, Metazoa, Arthropoda, Insecta, Diptera, Tephritidae. Gene Ontology annotation, molecular function: protein binding. The record is from RefSeq and is a predicted model, not a curated record.